Rattus norvegicus (Norway rat) is the source of this 2991-nucleotide messenger RNA. NCBI's taxonomy places the organism in Eukaryota, Metazoa, Chordata, Mammalia, Rodentia, Muridae. The record is from RefSeq and is a predicted model, not a curated record.
UGCCCCCUAGUUCCCUAGUAGAUAGUCAGGAAUCCUGUGUGGUUAUCCAGAUUGUAGUUCUCAUAUCAGAUACUUAAAACCUAACAUCCUUAACAGCAGACACAUGAAAUAUUUGUUGUUUUGGGUCUGGGGUUUGCUAAAUCAGGAUGAUUAUUUAGGUCCAUCAGUCCAGUCUUAGGGUUACAGAUUACAAUGGCUGCCCUAACUGCCCUCAGUAUUCCCUUUGAAGGCCAUUCAAGUAGAUCUACUUCAGUGUCAACAUUGACAGAGCUUUGAACAAGCACUGAGGGGGCUGGGCUCCUAACAGUGGAGUCUGAGGGGGGCACACAUGGAGCAUAAUCAUAGGGUCCUGCCCUUAAGCCAGCUCCAUUGUGUGCUCAGAGCACAUCACUGUGGUGGUGCCGGCACAGCUGAGCUACUAGUUUAUAGCUCAGUAUUUGCUGAACUAGCAGGACGUGCCAACAUUUUGUUGGCAAGUAUUGAUUGUUAAUACAGAGAAUUAUUGUAGAAUUUGGGAGGUGGCGAUCAGUUAACGGGGAGGGAAGAGGGAAAGAAGGUCCUGGGUGGCCCUAGCUCAAUAAUGGAUGAAGACUCGAUGACAUUCAACUUCCCCCGAAGGAGACGCUGGUACACACGUCUGUGGCAUUCCUGUCGUCGUUUAGGUUGCCUGUGUCAUCAGAGAUCAAGGCAAUUUCACCGCUAUCAGAUCGGGUAUGACCCGGUGGGUCCAUUACAACGAGCGGCAAGUGUUGGAGAUCUGGUGACAACAGAGAGUAUGAUCUACUCCAGGGAACAUCAUGUGGAUGAAUAUGAUAGACGGGGCAGGACAUCCCUACAUUAUGCAUGUGUCCACAACCAUCCAGAUGUAGUAACACUGUUACUGGAAUAUAACUCCAACAUUAACAUCCAGGAUGAUGAAGGCUGCACACCGUUGAUUAAGGCCGUGCAGUGCCAAAACACAGACUGUGUUUAUAUAUUGCUCAGGCACAAUGCUAAUCCAAAUCUGACAGAUUUCCAUGGGAAUACAGCCUUUCAUCAUGCCGCUUCCAGGGGAAACAUAAAAAUUGUAAAAUUGCUCCUGAAGUACAACGUUGAUUUUGAAGCCAAAACAAAGUAUGGCUUGACACCACUGCAACUUGCAACAUAUGAAAAUCACACUGAAAUGAUAAAAUUUUUAGAAUCAAAGAGUGCAGAUGCACAGGCCGUGCAAGUGUCAAGCAGUGCAAGAAGACCAGCACAUAAAAAAAAAGUGAAGCAUGUCAGAUUUAACAAAGAAGUAUUUGUUUUUAACAAUGAAAGGCCUUUGUCCCGUCGAGUAAGAUCACCAAGACAGCUAAAAUCCAUUCUGAAAACAUCUAUCCAGCAUAAUUCAGAAGCUGGUAUGCAACUUACAGGAAGAUCACCGUGGUGUGUGAAUGUGGAUAAUGUCAGCUCUACCUCCUCUGUGAAGGGAGAAUCAGGGAGAAAGAUCCACAUAAAACCUAAGAAGAGCCAGAACAGUUUUAGAAAAUCUGGAGUUUAUGUGUCUUCUCGGGUAGCCCCAAUUCUUGAAGUAUGGGAAGAAAAUACAUCUGCAACGGAUGAAAAAACUAAAAUGGAAAAUUUCCAUUCCGUGCCUUCUGAGGCUGCUGCUGAUGUUGGACCUUCCACUUCUACUGCUGACAGCCUGGAUGCUGCUGAGCCUGCGCAGACUAAGUCCACCAAGGAGGCUGCCAGUCUGACUGCAGUUGAGCCUGAGCCAACUAAGUCCACCAUUGCCGCUGACAGUCUGACUGCAGUUGAGCCUGCGCAGACUAAGUCCACCAUUGCCACUGACAGUCUGACUGCAGUUGAGCCUGCACUGACUAAGUCCACCAAGGAUGCUGCCAGUCUGACUGCAGCUGAGCCUGCGCCGACUAAGUCCACCAAUGCCGCUGACAGUCUGACUGCAGUUGAGCCUGUGCCGACUAAGUCCACCAAUGCCGCUGACAGUCUGACUGCAGUUGAGCCUGUGCCGACUAAGUCUACCAUUGCCGCUGACAGUCUGAUUGCAGCUGAGCCUGCGCCGACUAAGUCCACCACUGCCGCUGACAGUCUGACUGCAGUUGAGCCUAUGCCGACUAAGUCCACCACUGCCGCUGACAGUCUGACUGCAGUUGAGCCUGCGCCGACUAAGUCCACCACUGCUGCUGCCAGUCUGACUGCAGCUGAGCCUGCGCCGACUAAGUCCACCACUGCCGCUGACGGUCUGACUGCAGAUGAGCCUGCGCCGACUAAGUCCACCACUGCCGCUGACGGUCUGACUGCAGAUGAGCCCGAGCUGUCCCUUACAUAUGCUGCUGACAGUACUGUGUCAGGUGACUCAGGACCAGCUAGUCACAUUGGAUUGGAUUAUGUAGUUGAUUUACCUCUUUACAAGGAGAGUACAAGGUACAAACCCCAUGCUGACCCAGAGCCCACUCCUGGUUCCUGCACUUGUUAUUCCCUUGAUUCCAUUCAAAUGACUAACCUGACUCUUUUGAUAUCCUUUAGUGAAGAAGAAAUAUUUUAUACUGCUUCUUCAGAUGAGGAAUCUUCUUUUAUUCCUGACAUAGAAGAAGGUCUGCCUGCUACUCAGGCACCUGUUGAUAAUUUUGAUGCUUCUGCGUCAGCUGAACCAAUAAACCACAGCAUGAACCCUCUCAGGGUGGGUGGAUAUCUUCGGGCACCAGCGAUAGCACACAUCCCCUUUUUGCCUUUUAUAUGGCUUGUAUCCUCACUUUUCUCUGUCAUAACAUGGAUGAAAAUCCAAAUUCAACAUGCAUGGCAUGAAGAAAAUGGCCAAGGAGCUCCCACUGACAAAAAAGUUGGAUCAGUGGCUGCGGCUCCUGAUCCCUAGACCCUUGAUGUUCCUCCAGGAUCGAUUGGAAUGCCACAGCAGUCUGUGUGGGAGAAUUGAUCAUAUAUAUAAAUUGUAGAGUUAAAGGUAUAAUGUGAUAGUAGACUGAAGUAAAAAUUUAUUGUUUCACUGGA